UGCUGGUGAGGUAGCUCGGCACGUGGCUCACAAAGAGCGAACAGCAUGAAAUGGUUUUCUUUGAACACACAUUCUCUCGCUGAAGGAGAUUCUGUGAAGCGGACGCCGUACAGGCAUAUGCAAAGGGUAAACCAUUGCAAUGCCUUGUUUCAAGGCAAGCACGUAUCAACGUCGUGUGCCGACUUUGGAGUGCUUGUUUCUUUACGUGAAGUGUGGCUGGGCGACAGACCUAAAGACGCUGAGGGUUAUUCAAUAGUACAUCUCACCGCGGGCAAUUUAGGUCACUCUCGGCGGUGGAUAUGCACGACAAUGUCCGCCGUCAGAAGGCACAGAACCCCGAGAACCCACAGAAUUUAGGAAGCUGUCACGAGC
Molecule: messenger RNA, 372 nt
Organism: Toxoplasma gondii ME49
Lineage: Eukaryota; Apicomplexa; Conoidasida; Eucoccidiorida; Sarcocystidae
Exons: 2
Coding region: 46-357 (103 amino acids)
Source: RefSeq, a predicted model, not a curated record